UAAAGGGACUUCAACCGGAAACCAAACUUUUUCUUCGAACUUUUUUUUCCUCUGAAGCAAAAGAGGAAAAAGGCACGAGAGUCAUAAACGGCACGGUUCCUUAUUUCCUUCAUUUACGUAUGCUGUUGGAGAUGUGUCAGCUGCCGACCUACAGGGGAGAAGUAAAGCGUUUGUGGCGAGGAUAAGGGCGACGUCGAGUGAUUUUAGGCUGCUCCCCUCACAUAACGGAUUGUGGUCCUUUAUCAUGGAAGAUGGUGCAAAAGAGGAGCCAGCCCGGAGAAAAGAGCCCAAGUUCCUGGGUAAGGAGGGCUGGGUGAAGAAGGCCCCCGGCAGACUGUUGGCCAGCUACAAGGAGCGCUACGUCCAUGUGGAGAAGACGGAGAUCGUGGUGUAUGAAAAUGAGGAUCUGAAGAACUGCUUAGAGAGGCUUGACCUGGAGAACUAUGAUAAAUGUCACGAAUUAAAGAGUCCCUUCAAGAAGAAGCACAGACUGAUACUGAUCCGCUCCUCCAAGCCCGGAAAUAAGGUCCAUGAUGUGAAGUUCCAGGCUCAGAAUGCAGAGGACAAGGAGGCCUGGAUUAAAGCUUUGCUCAAUGGCAUUAAUCGAGCAAAGAACAAAAUCUUUGAUGAGGUGACGGUUGAUGAAAGCAUUAAUUUAGAGCACGUUACUCGAACAAGGCCCAAAGGGAACCGUAACCGACGGCCACCGACCAGGAUACACAUGAAAGAGGUAGCUGAUGUGUCGUCUGAUGGUAUCCUGCGUUUGGACCUGGAUCUUGAGAAUGCCUUGAUGCCUAAUGGCACCCAGCACUCCAGUGUGGAUGGCACUGAAACCCCGAGAGAGGCCAUCAAAGCGUCGACUCCUCCGUCCAAUGCCGGUGAAAAUGCAGAGAAAAGGGAGGAUCCUGAGGAUGAGGCUCAGACUGAGCCGGAGGUCAGUCCCCAGAAAAAGGUCAUCAAACCUCCCAUGCCCCCUACCAAAGAGGCUAAACCUAACCCAACGCCUGAGGAUGAGCCUGAUAAGGAGGAAGGCUCAGAGAAAAAGGUCCUGAAGCCACCCAUGCCUCCAUCUAAAGAAGCCAAGCCCACAGCCUCACCUGAAGACACAGAGGAGGGGAAAGCUGAGCAGAUGUCUGAAAAGACUCCUGAUGCCAGGAAGAAGACAGUUCCACCACCAACCCCUCCCAACAAACCCGGCUCCUGCAGCUCCAUUAGCAACCUAGCAGAGGCCUCACAUUCCCACCCUCCUACCCCUCCAUCAAAAGAGAAGAAACCUUCUGUGGAGCCAGACCAAGAGGUGGAAGGCACAACAGACGAGGAUGAGGAGAAUGAAGAAAGUGAUAAGAAGGAGGCAACAGGAACAGCUGUGGAAACUGACCUGCCCAUUUCUAAAGAAGCUCCACCUAAACCUGGGAGUCCCAGCGCAGACUGGCAGGUAUUUGAAGAAGAAUCAGGGGAGACAAUAAGUAAUGGCAUUAAAGCAUCUGAAAAUGACCCACAAAUUCCCACAGAGCAACUCAGAAAGAAUUCCAGCCCUCCUCCUACACCCAAGAAGAAGCCUGCUCAGCCCAACUCGCAACAGGCAGACGACAAGACAACUGUAACCCAGGCAAAAGAGGGACAGGACCCUGCUGCUUCACUGCAAACAGAUACCUCUGCCAGUUCCCCUGAAGCAGUAGAGGCUCCACCCAAGAUUGAGGUCCCCUCAGUCGUCGUCUCUUUGAAUACUCCGCUCUCUGACGGCCUCAGCCUGAGUCCGCUGCUCUGUCACCUGCCUGGGGAGAAGAAGAAGAAGAAGAAGGCGGAGGAGAAAUCUGUGGACAGCGGUCAGCACUCUGACGAUGACAGCGAAGGCUCUGGCAACGAAGACACACUGGCAGCUUCCACCGCCGCGUUGAGAGGAAGCAACCCUGGGCUGGAUGUGUUGGACGCCAGCGAGGACGAGAUUCAGGUUCCCGUCACUUUGAAGCCAACAAAAGCACCACCCAAGCCUCAGGUCAAACCUAAGUUCUUUCCCUGUCGGCGCUCCGAGCCCCCUCCUCCGUCUCUUUCACCCUCGACCAAGGCCAGGUCCGCCUCCAUUGGAGAUCUGCUGUCUGACUCGUCAGUCUGUGUUCAGGCACACACAGCUGUGGCCGGAGGCAACGCGGCUCCUGGUGAUGAUUUCAUGAAACUUGAGACUGAAGUGGCGCUGGAGAUGGAAAAGACGCAGCAGCUCCUGAGCAGAGUGUCCAAGGCUAAGGGGGGAGCAGACGGGGAUGGAGUGCCAGAGGAUCUGCUGGCCAAGGCCAUGGAGAAGCUGAAGAAGGCUGACCACGUCCUGAGAGAGGUCCAUAAACUGAAAGUUGCAAAGGACUCAAGAAACAGGAACAGCUGGUAAAUGUCGGCCAGAGCAGGUUGACUGGGAAUCGACCAUUCGCUAAACCUCUCUUCUGAACAGUGGUUGUCCAAUCAUCGUUUAGCAAUCUCCAAUAGGCACGCAAGCCUGUUAAGCUUUGGAUUUCUACACAAACGGUACGGUUUGCAAAGGGCUGAAGUAAAAAUAAAUAUUGGAUAUAAAAAGUUUUUUUCUUUUCCUUUACAAAACUGAAAACGUGAGCGGAAAUGUAAGGAAUAGAUAACAUGGUGUAUUUGCCCGCUGUAAUGUAAGCUGCAAUUAUUGGCCUUUUUGUGUCUCAAUUUGGAUACUUCUGUAAACACUUCGACUGUGUAUACGCAACACAGUCUCACGGCAUUUCGUGUUAUAGUCACGAAAUUAAUCUAUUGAUUCGUGUUCACCAACACGAUUUCGCCAUUUUUUUCGUGUCACACAGAACGAUUUUAAAAGCAAUGUAAAUAAUAACAAAUUAGAAGGAAAAAGACAUUUAAAAAAAUACAGAUUUAAGUAUUCUGACACAGAACGAUUUUAGAAGCAAUGUAUUUAUAUUGGUAGUAUGUUUCGUGCCUGCACCAAAUAAUAACAAAUUAGAAGGAAAAAAAGAUGACA
Molecule: messenger RNA, 2986 nt
Organism: Trematomus bernacchii (emerald rockcod)
Lineage: Eukaryota; Metazoa; Chordata; Actinopteri; Perciformes; Nototheniidae
Gene: plekho2
Product: pleckstrin homology domain containing, family O member 2
Exons: 7
Coding region: 245-2380 (711 amino acids)
Biological process (GO): macrophage apoptotic process
Source: RefSeq, a predicted model, not a curated record